AUGAAUUUUGACUCUGGGACCGCCUACGCCGAGUCGGAUGCCGACGACGAGUAUGAGCGAGACAUGCACGGCAGCUCCCCCAUAGCCACCGACGUCGAGACCUCUCCCAUCGACUCGGAGCCGCCAUCAGCCGAGCACACCCCCACCACCUACGGCUACCGCUCGAGCGCGGACAGGCUACCAGAGACCAUUAUUUCUGAGUGGACUGCCGAAGAAUGCGCAGACUUCAUCGCCAGCAUAGGUGUCCAGCAAUAUGCAGACAGGUUUAUUGAAAAUGAGAUCGUUGGCGAGGCCCUCAUUGCCCUGCAACACGAGGACCUCAAAGCAAUGGGUAUCCACAGCGUGGGACACCGACUCACAAUCCUCAAGUCGGUUUACGAUGUCAAAAAGGCCCAGGAUGUUCCCAUUGAGUCCGACCAUUAUAUGCCGCCAACCGCCGAGACGGAAGCCCAAUCCUCGAAUGCGACUCUCAAAGAUAUCAAGCACCUUGUGGAGCAGCUGCGUCUUCGAGACGAGCGUAUUUCACUAUUCGAGCAGGAUCUCCGCAGGUUAACCGAGGAUUUCAGGAGGCUGCGGGAAGACAUGCUGCCAGCCCUACGGCUGGCCAAGGACGCCCAGCAGCCGCUGCCUAACGUCAACAACGGUCCGACUUACGAGAGCACGCUGUCGCCCCCAGCUCCCACACCGUCGACUGCAGGCCAGUCCAGCGCCGGAUUAAAGCGCCAAUACUCGACCAAGAAAAUCAUGCUUGGCACAACACCCAAGGCCACGUCUCCGACACACCUGCAAACCAGCCACGACCGGUCGAUAGUUGAACAAACGCUCGACCCGUCCAGCGCCGCCGAAAGAGCCGUCCUCUCGUCAUCACACCUUGCCGCCAUGAACGGAACCAGCGGCAGCGCCACAUCACCAUCCUAUCCCUCUCCCAACAUGCCCUCCCCAACAACACCGCCCACCGGCAUGCUCUCUGGCACCACCCUCGGCGCGCGCUCUUACCGCUCCGCCGACCAACCGACCUCUUCCUCCCGCUCCACUUUCGCCGCCGACGACCACUACAGCCAAGCAAAAAGCACCGCCGCCCCGCGCAGAAUGCAGACCCCCGCGCCCGAAACCCCGGGCGCGAGCAGCAACGCCUCGGUCGAAAUCUUUAAAUCCUUCCGCGUCAGCAUGGACGACCCCUGCUACAAGGUCCUGCCAGCGGCCCUGAAAAAAUACCAGAUCAACGCCCCCUGGGACCAGUACGCGCUCUACAUUGUCUACGGCGACCAGGAGCGCUGCCUGGGCCUGGACGAGAAGCCGCUGAUCUUGUUCAAGCAACUGGAUAAGGAGGGCAAGAAGCCCAUGUUCAUGCUCCGCAAGACGAACAACGCGCCGGCCGAUGGUGGGGCGGCGGGGGCGGAUACUGCUCCCGGGAGCGCGGGGCUCGCUGCUUCGGCGAGGGGCGGGGCUGGGUAUGACCCGCCGGGAGGCAUCAUUUAG
Molecule: messenger RNA, 1479 nt
Organism: Parathielavia appendiculata
Lineage: Eukaryota; Fungi; Ascomycota; Sordariomycetes; Sordariales; Chaetomiaceae
Exons: 3
Coding region: 1-1479 (492 amino acids)
Biological process (GO): signal transduction
Molecular function (GO): protein binding
Source: RefSeq, a predicted model, not a curated record